Molecule: messenger RNA, 3894 nt
Organism: Physcomitrium patens
Lineage: Eukaryota; Viridiplantae; Streptophyta; Bryopsida; Funariales; Funariaceae
Source: RefSeq, a predicted model, not a curated record
GUAUGUAUGAGUGUAUAUCAGCAAUCAGGUUUUUGAGACCGCGAUGCUUGACGAGGGUUUGUUACAGCUUCUACUUCGUGAGACUGCGUUGCCGGUGUUUACGAGGGUCCAUUACUAUCUGUUACAAGUUGCUCCGAGGUAUUGUUAUUGUUCGACUCCGGCUAAGUUUUCAUUAGCAGGAUUCGCACUGCGUUUCAACGUCGACAAGAAAAACCUAGACGUUUGCGUUAAAACUAGAUGACGGCAUCGCUGUUCUGACUCAUGAAAGCCCCCGCCUCACCAUCGGCGCCGUUACUUCAGCAACCAGUGAUCUUAGCAUUCGUGGUUACUCGCACAAAUGUAUUCUUAAAUGAGGCGCUUUGACCUAGAGCCUGUGAACAUUCGGUACUUUGGGCUAAAGUGGCUGACUGAUUGGUGAGGGGUUUGCGGUGUCUCACUCCAUGUCCAGCAUCCGAGGGACUUCAUGUAAUGAGAAAGCUGUGAAACAACAAAGCGAGAUAUUUUGCCGUUUCAGACUUUCCAGAGCGGGCAGUGAUAUAACUUCUAAAUCUUAGUUUUGCAGCAACAAGCACAACAUACAAUUUUCAUCAUUGGUAUCAAGACGUUUCGAUUCAGAACUAGGGGGAGCGUUCAGGAGAGUUGAAUAAUGCCAAUUUCAGCUGUAAAAAACAUAACGAUUCAAUCCCCCCACUGAAGUAGAACCGCUGCUUCUUCCGUUGGGGUGAUUUGCUAAGAGUUUACCGCUCGACUGGACUAAUCAACCACUGCCCUCGGAAGAAAGAUGAAAGGGUUCAGGAAGGAUUCAGGGUUACUGAUGCUGAUCAUCUUUGCUGUAGUUGUCGCUACGGCGAGCGCAGUCUCAGAUCCUAUCGAAACGGCUGCACUGCUGGCUUUCAAGGAAAGCAUCGGCGACACAAAGGGAGUGCUAUCCAAAUGGCAAGGCAGCGAUCCAUGCGGACCCCCGUCCUGGACUGGCAUCUCGUGCGCUUCCAACGCCACCGCAUCAAACUUUUCCCAUGUCACGGAACUCUAUUUGCUGUGGUACGGUUUCACAGGCACGAUUUCACCGCAACUUGGCGACCUCACAUACCUGAGAAUACUGAACCUAAUGGGAAACAGGAUCAAAGGCAAAAUCCCACCGGAGCUCGGAACCAUAAAAUCCAUUCAGCUCCUACUUCUGAAUGGAAACCAGUUGACGGGACCGAUCCCACCAGAAUUGGGUAACCUUGCGAGCAUGAUCAGACUUCAGCUCGACGAGAAUCUUCUCAGCGGCAACAUUCCCCAGAGCCUUGGAAACCUAACCAAUCUCCGGCACAUGCAUCUCAAUAACAAUUCUCUUACUGGAACUAUUCCAAAAGAAAUAAACGGCAACAAUGGUUCAAAACUUGUACAUGUGCUGGUGGACAAUAACAACUUGACGGGUCCGUUGCCUGCAUCUCUUGGAUCUCUGCCCGAAAUCGUUAUCAUACAAGUGGAUAAUAACCCCAGCAUCGGUGGCCAUCUUCCCGUUGAGUGGGUCCAGAACCCUUCCCUCAUGAAGCUAAGCGCGAGGAACUGUUCCCUGACAGGCACGAUACCCAAUCUUGCUGAUGCGACAAAUUUGACGUAUUUGGACUUGAGCAAGAAUCAAUUUGCAGAAACGUUCCCGAGCAACUUUUCUUCUAGGCUCAUAACCAUUGAUGUGUCGGAGAAUAACCUCGUUGGACCAAUUCCUGAUACCAUUGGUGAUCUUCAAGAGUUUCAGGCCUUGCGGUUUGCUUACAACCGUUUCAAUGGGACGAUUCCCGACACUCUGGGGACUGUCUUCAGUAGUGUACUCGAAAGCCAGCAUACUCUUGUAGAUCUUCGCAACAACUCGCUCACUGGCAUAGACUUGAAGACCACUUUUCGUCUAACACGGUUUCGUGUCAUGAUUGAUCGAUCUGUAUCUGACAGAAUUUCUGGAAAUCCUAUAUGCGAUGCCACAAACAUCGCGGAUAAGUAUAGACUGAAGUACUGCUUCGAGCAGGGUAACCAUACGGUAGGAGACCAUGCCAGCGGAGGUUUAGCGGGGUGUGCGAAAUGCGAUCCUCCCCAGGUGUCGGUGCUUGAAUCUUCCGGGAAAUGCCGAUGUGCGCAGCCAAUUCGAAUGGAUCUCCGACUCAAAAGCCCAAGCUUCACUUUCUUCGACCGCUUCCGACAUGAAUUCUUCUCCUUGGUCUACACAAUGUUGAAUCUUUCCGAUUCUCAAGUAAGCAUCAGAGAGUUGGAUUGGCAGGCCGGCCCUCGUCUACACAUUCUGCUGUUCUUGUUUCCAUUGAGCACAACGUUCGACGACGAGGAGUAUGAGAGGAUCUUCGAUACUGUUGCCAGCUGGGAAAUGUCGGCUGUCACGGAAUGGAAACUCUCCGUGAUCGGUCCUUACGAUCUGCUCGAGUUUCAUAAAGUGCAGGAGGGUCCGUCGAAUAGAACUUCAAAGGUUGCGAUUGCUGGAAUUGUGGUAUUCAUAUUGGUGGCUGUUGCAGUUGCCACAUGUGCAUUCAUGUGUUUGAAUCGCAAGUACAGGACCAAAUUGCUGAGGAAAACCUUCGUCGAGAGAAGUCCAGCGAUGAUGCCGCCGGGUCUGAAGCUUGCCGGAGUGAAAGCAUUCACGUUUGAGGAAAUUAAGCAGGCAACAAAUAACUUCCACGUUGACUGCGUGCUUGGGAGAGGCGGCUAUGGGCAUGUAUACAGAGGCAUUCUUCCGGAUGGAAUGGCGGUCGCUGUGAAGCGAGCCAGUGGAGGCUCUCUCCAGGGUUCAGAGCAAUUUUACACUGAAAUAGAGCUCUUAUCGCGUCUGCACCACAGGAAUCUCGUAUCUCUAAUUGGCUUCUGUAACGAUCAAGGAGAACAGAUGUUGAUAUACGAAUUUUUGCCGAGGGGAAAUCUUCGUGACCACCUCAAACCCACUGUGAUCUUAGACUACGCAACAAGAAUACGAAUUGCGUUGGGGACUGCCAAGGCUAUCCUCUACCUUCACACUGAGGCAAAUCCCCCUAUUUUCCAUCGCGACAUCAAGACGAACAACAUACUACUAGACCAGAAUUUGAAUGUGAAGAUCUCCGAUUUCGGUAUCUCUAAACUUGCUCCAGCACCGGAGAUGAGUGGUACCACCCCUGACGGCAUUUCAACCAACGUGAGGGGCACUCCGGGCUACUUGGAUCCGGAAUACUUCAUGACCAAGAAACUGACAGACAAGAGCGACGUCUUCAGCUUUGGUGUGGUUCUACUAGAGCUGAUUACUGGCAUGUUACCCAUUGCUCAUGGGAAGAACAUGGUGCGAGAGGUACGAGAUGCGUUAAAUGAUGGUAAGUUCUGGGACCUUGUGGAUCCGUGCAUGGGAUCUUAUUCGAUUAAAGGAAUCGAGGAACUUCUGGUCUUGGGUCUAAAGUGUGUUGACACCGACCCAGUAAAACGCCCUCAGAUGAUUGAGGUGACACGAGACUUGGACAUGAUUAUGAGGGAUACUGUCCCACCGGAAUCUCCAACCUACUGGAAUAAUGGCGAUUCCUUUGGGAGAGCGUCAGAAAGAUGGCCACUUAACAGGAGCAGAAGUUUCAUCCCAAACAACUCAUAUUGGACAUCGGAGGAAGAGUUUAUUGCAAGUCGUUCAUAUGGCCCACUCGGACCACCCGUGAGUAUAGAGUUGCAACCACGAUGAGCCCAUAGCGUUACGUGUGGUCAUGUUCUUGCAAUUGUGUGAACAUUUUGGGCGGACAUUCUCGAGAUUGCACGAGAUGAGACUGCAAGAGGCAAAGCAAAAGCGACAUUGUCGUCUCUGUAAGCCCGUGAUCCUUACCAUUAUACUUUGUUCCAAUUUACAUGAACACUCCAAGGAAUACUACUUCGAUCAUAUCGUGAGCAUCACUUGCUAUA